ACUGUUUUAUUCGUGGCGAUUCGUUCAAGUUUCAUACAUGCAUAAACUUGUGAUUGUUGUUCUUAUGUCAGUUUGACUAAAAGGUAUAAUUAAUCUAGUGUUUCAUUUGCAUUUAUUCCUAUGGCGUCUCCAGCACCGAAAUCACCAGAGCAAUCUGAAAGAAAUAGAAAAUACGAUAGACAAUUGAGGUUAUGGGGCGAUCACGGUCAAACUGCACUGGAAGGAGCGCACGUUUGUAUCAUAAAUGCAACAGCUCUUGGCACAGAAAUUUUGAAGUCCUUAGUCUUACCAAGUAUUGGAGCAUUUACAAUUGUGGAUGGGAAGAAAGUUACCAGUGAAGACAUCGGGGCAAAUUUCUUUCUAGAAACAGACAGUGUGGGAAAAUCAAGAGCGCAGGUAGCAACGCAAAUGCUUUUGGAACUGAACUCAGAUGUUAGAGGUGACUAUAUAGACGAGGAGCCUGAUCAAAUUUUGUACAAUAGUCCAGAUUUUUUCAACAGUUUUACUGUUGUUGUGGCUACUUGUUUAGCUGAGAAAUCUUUAGUUCUUCUGUCGCAAAAACUUUGGGAGUUAAAUAUACCUUUAAUAGUAUGCAGAACUAUAGGAUUCAUCGCAUACAUGAGGAUUCAAGUAAAGGAGCAUAUGGUCAUAGAAACACAUCCAGAUAAUGAGAUUCCAGAUUUACGUUUAGACAAACCAUUCGAGACGCUAAAGAAGCAUGUCGAUUCUGUGAACUUAGAUGCACUCAGUUUCAAAGAUCAUUCUCAUGUGCCGUACUUAAUUGUGUUAUACAAAUUUUUAGAAAAAUGGAUUUUAAGCAAAGGAGAGUUGCCAAAAAGUUACAAGGAGAAAAAUCAGUUAAAACAAAUGAUAAGAGAAGGAAUGAGAAGGGACGAGAAUGAUAUUUCAAACAGCGAGGAGAAUUUUGAAGAGGCUGUUAAAGCUGUUAACACGUGCGUAGGAUGUACUGAAAUUCCAGAGAAUGUAACAAAUGUUCUUAACGAUGAUCAGUGUAUUAAUUUAACCGCUAAGAGUAGUUCAUUUUGGAUUAUAGCUAAGGCAGUGAAAGAUUUUGUUGAGAAUGAAGGGGGCGGAUUAUUACCAUUGAAAGGUACUUUGCCUGACAUGACAGCGGAUACGGAAAAAUACAUAACACUUCAGCAAAUUUAUCACAAACAAGCGAUAGCUGACGCAGAAGCAGUAUGGCGGCGUACUUUGCAAUUAUUACGACAGUUAGGAAAAUCGUCAGAUUCCAUUCCCGAAAGAGACGUCAAGCUGUUCUGUAGACACGCUUUAAAUAUACACGUAGCAAGGGGAACGUGUAUUGCAGAUGAAUAUGAUUCAAAAAUAUUUGAUGCAAGCAAUAUAGUACAAUGUUUGGAAAAUCCAGAGAGUAUGAUGAUUUAUUAUGUCGUUCUUAGAGGAGUUGAAAAAUUUCAAACAGAGUAUAACUCGUACCCUGGGGAGUUUGAUGAUCAAGUAGAACCUGAUAUAGUUAAGCUUAAAACAUGCAUAACAAAGUUACUGAAUGAAUGGGGAUGUGGACCAUUAAUAAAAGACGAUUACGUACACGAGUUUUGUCGUUUCGGUGGUGCAGAGUUACAUUCGGUAUCUGCAUUUUUAGGCGGCCUCGCAGCCCAAGAAGUUAUUAAAUUUGUUACAAAUCAAUAUAAACCAGUUCAUAAUACCUUUAUAUACGAUGCAGUGACAUCAAAUUCUGGAACAUUCUUCUUUUAAUUAAGUUAAAUAGUAAAUUAAUUAUAUACUUCUGUAUAAAAUAAAAUAUAUACAAUUUUGUAAUUUAUGUGAUAA
Messenger RNA from Frieseomelitta varia, 1812 nucleotides. RefSeq names its product NEDD8-activating enzyme E1 regulatory subunit (gene APP-BP1). Lineage: Eukaryota; Metazoa; Arthropoda; Insecta; Hymenoptera; Apidae. The record is from RefSeq and is a predicted model, not a curated record. Gene Ontology annotation, cellular component: cytoplasm; nucleus. Gene Ontology annotation, biological process: protein neddylation; ubiquitin-dependent protein catabolic process; DNA damage response. Gene Ontology annotation, molecular function: ubiquitin activating enzyme activity; NEDD8 activating enzyme activity. The transcript has 8 exons. The coding region runs from base 121 to 1737 and encodes 538 amino acids.